This is a messenger RNA of Esox lucius (northern pike), 1058 nucleotides long. It is a transcript of the gene atp5f1c, whose product is annotated as ATP synthase F1 subunit gamma. Gene Ontology annotation, molecular function: proton-transporting ATP synthase activity, rotational mechanism. Lineage: Eukaryota; Metazoa; Chordata; Actinopteri; Esociformes; Esocidae. The record is from RefSeq and is marked provisional. Gene Ontology annotation, biological process: proton motive force-driven ATP synthesis.
GCAGUCCUGCGAGUCUGACCUUCAUAGAAGUAACCAUGUUCGCCAGGACCAGUGCUUUGGUGUUUCACCCACAAUGUGGGCAGGUCAGGAACAUGGCUACCUUGAAGGACAUCACCAUCCGGUUGAAGUCCAUCAAGAACAUCCAGAAAAUCACCAAGUCCAUGAAGAUGGUUGCCGCUGCUAAGUAUGCCCGAGCUGAGAGGCAACUGAAGCCUGCUCGCGUGUAUGGAAGCGGCGCCACCGCUUUGUACGAGAAGGCUGACAUCAAGGCUCCGGAGGGCGCGGCCAACAAGCACCUCCUGAUUGGUGUGUCGUCCGACCGUGGUCUCUGCGGGGCCGUCCACUCCAAUGUGGCCAAGUCCAUCAAGGCCAAGAUUGCCGCCCUGACCGGUGAGGGCAAGGAGGUGAUGGUGGUCAAUGUGGGGGACAAGCUGAGAGGCAUCCUGCAGAGGACUCACGGCGAUCACCUGCUGCUCAGUUGCAAAGAGGUGGGCCGCAAGCCGCCCACCUUCUCAGACGCCUCCGUGGUCGCGACAGAGCUUCUCAACAUGGGCUACGAGUUCGACCAGGGGGCCGUCAUCUACAACAGAUUCCGGUCUGUGAUCUCCUACAAGACUGAUGAGAAGCCCAUCUUCUCCAUUGACACCUUGGCUAAUUCAGAGAACAUGGGCAUCUACGAUGACAUCGAUGCCGACGUGCUGAGGAACUACCAGGAGUUCUCCCUGGUCAACAUCAUCUACUUCGGCCUGAAGGAGUCCGCGACCAGUGAGCAGAGUGCCAGGAUGACCGCUAUGGACAGCGCCAGCAAGAAUGCCUCUGAGAUGAUCGACAAGCUGACCCUGACCUUCAACCGUACCAGGCAGGCCGUCAUCACCAAGGAGCUCAUUGAGAUCAUCUCCGGAGCCGCUGCCCUAUAAAUGGGAGAUAACCUCCAGCCAUCCUUUGCCAGUGGUUCUGGCGUACAUGCUUCUAAGUACUUCAGACAGCUGUUGUCGAGAGUUUGACUAUUUGUGCUUAAAUUUGUAAAAUAUGCGUGGACAAAAAUAAACCUCUUACAG